Messenger RNA from Thamnophis elegans (Western terrestrial garter snake), 1701 nucleotides. RefSeq names its product recombination signal binding protein for immunoglobulin kappa J region like (gene RBPJL). NCBI's taxonomy places the organism in Eukaryota, Metazoa, Chordata, Lepidosauria, Squamata, Natricidae. Gene Ontology annotation, cellular component: nucleus. Gene Ontology annotation, molecular function: RNA polymerase II cis-regulatory region sequence-specific DNA binding; DNA-binding transcription activator activity, RNA polymerase II-specific. Bases 1 to 1701 code for a protein of 566 amino acids. Gene Ontology annotation, biological process: regulation of transcription by RNA polymerase II. The record is from RefSeq and is a predicted model, not a curated record. The transcript is spliced from 12 exons.
AUGGAGAUCAAUGGCGAGCCUUGCCCCGGCGGCCGAGCUCAACGUCGUGCUUUCGUCUUGCAGGUGCCCGACUGUCCCCGGAACCCCUCACUCACCUGGGCCGGCAGGAAAGCUCGGCAGGAGAAACAGCGAGAACAGCGGAGGCUGGGAGGACAACUUUCCCGCGGUCUUGGUCCAGUCCCUUGUUGGAAGCCUGAAGAGAAAUUGGUAUCAAGAAAAGAGACGGGAAAACUGAAAGGCAUGAAAGAACUCAGGAAGCAUCAUGUUGGUGGAGAUGGCAAAUGCUGGUCCAAUCCAGAGCAAAUUGACCCUCUCCAAGAUGCUGUGCAUAGAUAUCUUCAGCUCCCCUCUGAUCAGACAGUGCUGAUACUACAUGCAAAAGUUGCUCAGAAAUCAUAUGGGAAUGAAAAAAGAUUCUUCUGCCCACCCCCAUGUGUGUAUCUCAGUGGACCAGGCUGGAAACAAAAGAAGGAAGAAAUUAAAGGCAAAGAUGUAACAGGGUCCAGUUCCCAGAUAUGUGGGUAUAUAGGACUUGAUAGCACGGGAAGUAGCCAUGUAGAAAUGCAGAAGCUAAACUUUGAAGAACAAUUGGAUUGCAAGAAAUUCAGCUGCGCCAAAGCACUCUACAUCUCAGACUCUGACAAAAGGAAACACUUCCGGCUAGCCCUGAAGCUGUUCUUCAGCAACGGGCAGGAGAUUGGCACAUUCCACAGCAAACUGAUCAAAGUGAUCUCCAAGCCCUCACAGAAAAAGCAGUCCCUGAAGAACACAGACCUGUGCAUUUUAUCUGGGUCAAAGGUCUCUCUCUUCAACCGCCUGCGCUCGCAAACUGUCAGCACCCGCUACCUUUUUGUCGAGGACGAUGCCUUCACCGCAAGUGCCCGGCAGUGGGCAGCCUUCACACUUCAUCUAGAUGAGUUCUGUUCUCAAUCCCAGGGUGAGUUUCCACUGCGGGAAGCCUACAUUCGGUAUGGUUCCAGAGUUCGGCUUAUCUGUACAACUACUGGGCUAGCACUGCCUCCUCUGAUCAUUCGCAAAGUUGCUAAGCAAUUGGUAAUGUUGGAUGUGGAUGAACCAGUUUCCCAGUUGCAUAAAUGUGCAUUCCAGUUUCAUGGGAGUGAUAGGAUGUACCUCUGCCUCUCAACAGAGAAAGUUAUCCAGUAUCAGGCAUCUCCCUGUCCCAAAGAAAUAAACCGAGAAUUGCUCAAUGACAGUUCCUGUUGGACCAUCAUUGGGACAGAAGCUGUGGAAUACUCAUUCAGCCUCAACCCAACCAGCAUCCAGAAUCCAGUGGGUCCUGUCCCUCUUAUAACAACUUUGGAGCUGACCGGUGGAGGGGAUGUGGCCAUGCUGGAAGUCCAAGGCAACUAUUUCCAUGCAAACAUGAAAAUUUGGUUUGGAGAUGUGGAAGCAGAGACUAUGUACAGGAAUUCCAAGUCAUUAGUGUGUGUUGUUCCUGAUAUCUCUGCAUUCAGGCCUGAUUGGAGAUGGUUGCGAUACCCAAUCACUGUCCCCCUUCUGCUACUAAGGAACGAUGGUCCGAUUUAUUCCAGUAUAUUCAGCUUCACAUAUACACCAGAACAGGGUUUUCUGUGUGGCCAACCCCUCCUGCCAGAAAUGGUACAGGAUUCUGACACCUUGCUCAAUACCAUCCAUCAAGAAUUCACUAAGACAAAUUAUCACCUUUUCAUGCAAAGUUAG